Messenger RNA from Amyelois transitella, 4628 nucleotides. It is a transcript of the gene ALiX, whose product is annotated as programmed cell death 6-interacting protein. The transcript is spliced from 13 exons. Gene Ontology annotation, molecular function: protein binding. Gene Ontology annotation, biological process: mitotic cytokinesis. NCBI's taxonomy places the organism in Eukaryota, Metazoa, Arthropoda, Insecta, Lepidoptera, Pyralidae. Gene Ontology annotation, cellular component: endosome. Bases 78 to 2567 code for a protein of 829 amino acids. The record is from RefSeq and is a predicted model, not a curated record.
CAAAUAUCUGUCAUCAUAUUGUCAGGCAGGCAAUCUUCUCUGUGCUAAAAACUUUAUUUUGUUUGUCAUUCGUAGAAAUGGCCGAGUUAUUGUUUGUUCCUUUAAAAAAGUCUUCGGACGUAGAUAUAGUAAAGCCUCUGAAAAACCUUAUACAAUCGACUUACAACACCGGCGAGAGCCAUGAGGAUUACUCGGAGGCUCUGACAGAGUUGAGUCGCUUGAGAACCAACGCUAUUUGGAAGGUGUUUGAGAAGUCUUCGCUGGAGAUCCUGUACAGCUACUAUGACCAGCUGGCGUCGCUGGAAAGCAAGCUGCCGCCACAAGAAGUACAGAUUCCAUUCAAAUGGAAGGAUGCAUUUGACAAGGGCUCCAUUUUUGGUGGUCGGAUGAGUCUGACGGUGUCGUCGCUGGCGUACGAGCGCAUGUGCAUCCUGUUCAACAUCGCGGCGCAGCAGAGCGCACUGGCGGCGCAGCAGCCGCUCGACACCGAGGACUCAUUAAAACUGGCUGCCAAGCAUCUCCAGCAAGCUGCAGGCAUCUUCAACUACCUCAAGGCGAACAUCCUGCUGGCGGUGCACCAGGAGACCACGCCGGACCUCAGCCCCGACACGCUGGGCGCGCUGGCCGCGCUCAUGCUUGCGCAGGCGCAGGAGGUCAUAGCUUACAAGUGCAUCAGAGACGAGAUGAAGGACAGCAUGGUUGCCAAGGUGUGCGCUCAGGCGGAGGAGCUGUACACUGAGGCGCUGCGGGCCAUGCAGCGCGAGCAGCUGCGGGGGCUGUGGGAGCGGGGGUGGCUGCCCGCGGUCGCCGCCAAGCAGGCGCUCAUGCGGGGGCUCGCUCACUACCACCAGGCGGCCGUAUGCCGUCAGAACAAGGCGGUGGGCGAGGAGAUCGCGCGCCUGCAGCUGGCGGCGGAGGCGCUGAAGGCGGGCGGCGCGGGGGGCGCGGGCGCGGGCGCGGCGGCGGACGCGGCGGCGCGCGCGGCGCGGCAGCUGGCGGCCGCGCGCCGCGACAACGACUUCAUCUACCACGAGCGCGUGCCCGACGCGGCGGCGCUGGAGCCCGUGCAGCGCGCCGCCGUGGCCAAGCCGCUGCCGCCGCCCGAGCGCUGGGCCGCGGGGAAGGACCUGUUUGCGGGAUUGGUGCCGGCCGUGGUUCAUCAGGCGCUACAAACAUCAGCGGGCCGGCGCUCGGAGCUGGUGAACGCGGAGAUCGCGAAGCUGCGCGACGCGACGCAGCUGCUGAACAGCAUCCUGGCGUCGCUGUCGCUGCCGGCCUGCGUGGAGCAGAGCCACGGCCUGCCCGCCUCCAUCCGCGACAAGGCCGCCGCCGUCAGGGACAAGGGCGGCCUGCCCGCGCUGCAGAGACUCAUGCAGGAGCUGCCCGAGCUGCUGCAGCGCAACAAGGAGCUGCUGGAGGAGACGGAGCGGCUGCUGCGCGAGGAGGCGGACGCGGACGCGGCCUUGCGGCUGCAGUUCGGCGCUCGCUGGGCGCGCACGCCGUCCGCGCAGCUCACGGCCGCCUUCCGCGCCAACGCCGACAAGUACCGCCAGAUCAUCGACAACGCCGUGCGCGCCGACAACAUCGUGCAGCAGAAGUUUGCGCAGCACAAGGAGAACAUCCUGCUGCUGAGCGGCAGCGAGGGCGAGCUGUCGGCGGGCGUGCCGGCGGCGCCGCAGAACGCCACGGGCGAGUGCGGCGCGGCCUCGAGGCUGCGCGAGCUCAUGCGCGGCGUGGAGCGCCUCAAGGCGGAGCGCGACGCGCUGGAGGCCGCGCUCAAGGACGUGACGCUGGACCUCAAGGCCGCCUUCCUGGCCGCGCUGGCCGCCGACGGCGCGCUGGACGAGCCCGCGCUGUCGGCCGCCGCGCUGGGCGCCGCGCUGCAGCCGCUGCAGAGACAGGUGGCGGCCAGCCUGGCGGCGCAGGAGGCGCUGCUGGCCGAGCUGCAGGCGGCGCACGCCGAGCUCAUGGCCAGCCGCGGCGGCGCCAGCGGCCGCGACGACGUGCUGGGCAAGCUGGCGGCCGCCAGCGACGCCUACCAGGACCUCACCAGCAACCUGCAGGAGGGCAGCAAGUUCUACAACGACCUCACGCAGCUGCUGCUAGCGUUCCAAAACAAGGUGUCGGAUUUCUGCUUCGCGCGCAAGACGGAGAAGGAGGAGCUGCUGAAGGACCUGACGCAGGAGGCGUCCCGCCCCGCGCCCGCCGCGCCGCAGCCCGCCGACGAGCCGGUUGUGCAGCGGCGCUCUCCCCCGCCGCGGCCGGCGCCCCCCGCCGCGCCCCCCGCUAGCUCCGCCCCCGCCGCGGGCCCCAGCGCUAGCUCCACCCCCGCCGCAGCUUUACCUUACCCGCAGCAACCACAAGGCAUGCCGCUGCCGUACGGCGCGGCGGGGCUGCCGUACUACGCGCCGCCCAUGCCGGCGCUGUACAACCCGUACGCCACGCUGCCCUACCCGCACCACGCGCGCCUGCCGCCCGCGCAGCCCUACCAGGCCUACCAGUACCCGCCGCAGCCCGGGCAGUACCCGCCGCCGCAGCCCGGCUACAACCCCUACCCGCAGCAGUAGCUGAACACCGAUGGGGCGCCUCAAGUUACUUCUGUUGGGUGCUACAUGUAAACCGAACACUGCUAUCAAUGUUUGUAACCUUUGUCAACGGACUUCGAAUUAUAGCGUCCAGUAUAAAACAUAUACACGAUGGGUUUUAAACAUCAGUCAAAGUUUCAGAAUAACCUGGGCCAUAGAAAUUUCAGUUUCACUUUUGUUUACAAACUUCUGUUAGCGACACAUAUAUGAAAUGGAUAUACAGGUUGGCUAUUAAAAACCACUCAAAAAUUAAGAGUAACUUUUUAAAUGCUAUUCAAAAAUUUUAUUCAUUAUUGAAAAUGAGAUUUUUUUUAACAUAUCGGGUAGCGUAAUAUAAUUUCCAAUCUCGCUUUAGAAUACUUUCAAAUGUUGAUCACAUUAAUAGGCUAUUUGACAAAGUUCUAAAACUAUCUCAGGGUAUUUAUUUGUUUAUAAGGAGCCCUACAAAAAUACUUUUCUGCCUUUAUUACAGCUAUUUUAUUAAAAAAUCGAAAAAGAAAAUGAAAUAUUCAAAUAUGCCGCCAAAACGCGACUUUUAGCAAUAUGGCGGCCAUGGCAUGCUGUGACGUAAAUUUCGUGUAAAUAUCAUACAAAGCUUGUUGGUGUUUCGAAAAGUUUUGAUUUUCUCUUGUUUUAUUUAACUUGUGCCACGUCAUACGAGUAUGUGUGAAAAUUAUUAAAAUGAGUUCCUAUAAAUGUUGUGCAGUGCCUCAAUGCACUAAUACAACAAUAAAAACUCCUACGAAAGUGUUUUUUUCUAUGCCGAUGGAUUUGAAUAUUCGCAAGAAGUGGUUUCAGAUCAUGAUCUAAGAUCAGUGGUUACCAAGAUAUACUUACAUUGAUGUUUUCACAUUCCUCAGUUCGGCAGCAUAGAAAUCUGGAUUGUCUUUGAAGAAGACAAUCCAGAUUUCUUCUUCCAACCAUUAUUGCGUCCACUUUUGGUAGGUUUUGACUCAGCUUUCGCGGAAUUGGUUUCCAUUAUUAAAUACCUAUGUUAUCUGAGUAAUCCUGAGCGAUCAAACACUUAUAAAAUCUUGAAAAAUAAUAGCGAACACUAAGGAACGGUACGAUCGACAGUCUGUUUAUGGAUAAUUGACGUCAUAAGAGAAAUAGCCAAUCACUUUCGUUUUUAGUCACGUGACAGCUGCAUAUAAAAACCUAAUUUUCUGAGACAUAUUUUGUUUAAAUAAUGCAAUAUUUUUAUCUCGCGUUAUUACAAAUCGCUCCAAAAAAUUAAUAUUAAGACUGAUGACAUAAAAGAAAUGUAUAUUUUUAAUACAGUCAAAUAGCCUAUUAUUAAGUUGAUUUUGUUAUUAAACUUUAUAUUUUUUAUCACAUAAGAAGCUGGUCACAUCUUAUUGUUUGGAUAAUUGUCCAGAUUAUUCUUGAAACUAGUAUAAAAACCAUCCCUACAUUUAUAAGAAAUAGUUAACACGCAAAGUUGAAGGAGAGAGUUAGCAAUGUUAUCCAAUAAACACUUAGUGCAGUAGGCACAGUUCAGAGAGGUUCUCUGCUUUUUACGUUUACAUUUUAAGCUCUGUCGAGAUGAAAACCAACAAUUUUUUUGGAUACCAAGUUAAAGCGAGACUUCGAUUAUACAAAUUUACAAAAAGAAGAAGUAAUACCGAGUAUAAUAAAAUGAAAUGCGUAAUAAAAAUAACUUUGUAAUGUUGUUAUAGCAACAUAAAAUAUAUUUUAGGUUAAGAAAAGUGCAUAAUCUGUUAAUGUUUGGAUUAUAAUGAAUGUUGAUGCGUUUGUAAUAUAAGGCUCAAAGGUACUAACUAACCAAGAUUAUUAUACAAUAAAUCGUUGUCACGUUGUACAACGCGGCGCGACGCCGACUCUACCAAAGCGGCGCGCGCGGGGGAGGGAGCAGGACUGUGAUCGUUUGCCUUCGGAGCGAUGGUGGCAUAAAAAUAUGUUAUGAGAUGCAUUUUAUAUUUCUCACGUCAGCAUAAUAGUCAAUUUUAUUAUAUUUUUAUUUGACUAUUUUUUAGUUUCUUAUGAAAUCUACUAAUCUAGAAUAAAUUAUGUUUUUUAUGA